AUAUUCCAGUGGGACGCCGACCAUAUCGCACUCCCAGAUGGAAUCAGUGUUCAAACUAGCUCUUUAUUCAAAUAUAUCCAGACAGUAGGCUAAUAAGCUGUGGAUGUUGUGGAAUGUAGAGUUCAUCUAGGUCUACCUACAGAGAGGAUGCUGUGUUUUGUCGGGGGGUAACAAGUUUACCCCUGCGGACAAGCCCACAGACUCAGAGAUGGCUGUGCCUAGGAAGAGGUUCUCCUCUGUCUGCUCCUCGUCCUCAGCUGAAGAAGACAGCGCAAGCCUCCAUGACAGUGACCCCAUUUCUGCCACUGAUCCACCCAGUGAACAAGAACAUCCCUAUGCAUCUCUGCUCUGUUGUCAUCGUGUCCAAGACUCUUUGCUGAGCUCCAACAGCAGCUUCACCAGAUACAGAGGCAUCCUUAACUGGAUCAUCAUUCUCCUGGUCCUGACUCAUGCUCACUUGUUCUUGGAGAAUUUCAUACAACAUGGCUUUUUGAUAGAUGUCAAAAAAGUCAUGGAGCAUCUCAUUGAGGACAACUGCAACUGGCCAUCUGUCAACCUCAUACUGGCUUCCAACAUCUUUGCCAUUACAGCUUUGCUCCUUGAGAGAUUUCAGGAAAAGGAUAUGCUGUCCCCCACCAAUGCUCAUCGUUUACAUCUCACAAAUCUGGGGUUGCUCCUGCUGUUUCCUGCGGCAGUGAUUGUACAUGAGCCCACAAUAUCAACAGGUGGAGCAUUCUUCUCUCUCUGGUUCUACACUGCUCUGGGGAUGAAGCUUUAUUCAUACCAGGAAACUAAUCGCUGGUACCGACAAGCUCAUUUAACUAAUGCAGAGACAGACAAGAAUGUCUCUGUUGCAGAAAAAGCCCACAAUGAGCAUCUUACUUUCCGAGAUCUGUAUUAUUUCCUACUUGCCCCCACUCUGUGCUACCAGAGAGACUUCCCAUGUACUCCUAAGGUCCGCAUCAAUAAGCUACUGCACAGGCUGCUGGAAAUGGUGACCGUUAUCCAGAUCAUGGUUGGAAUUGUGCAGCAGUGGAUUGAGCCCAUCUUCCAGAGAUCAGAAAACUCCUUCUCUAUUAUGGACAUCACUAUGAGAGUGGAGCACCUGGUGGGACUAGUGGCACCAACCCAUUUCCUCUGGCUCCUCUUCUUCUUCUUGAGUCACUCCUACCUGAAUUUCUGUGCAGAACUGCUACGCUUUGGUGAUCGACAUUUUUAUGGAGACUGGUGGAACGCUACAACUCUGAUCGCUUUCUGGAACAAUUGGAAUAUUCCCUUUCAAAAGUGGUGCCACAGACAUGUGUACACACGGUUGGUGGAAAAGAAUGUGUCUCCAUCACGAGCAGAGUUAAUGGUCUUCCUGAUGUCAGCUGCUCUUUGUGAGUAUAUGAUUGCUUUGCCCCUGCAUAGCUGUCGCCUGUGGAUCUUACUCAUGAUGGUAUUUGAGCUUCUGGUUGCAGUAUUCCUUGGAAACUAUUUCGAGGGAAACUAUGGCAACGGCUUAGUGUGGCUGUGCUUGCUGCUGGGCCCUCUUCUGGCUGUGAUCACCUACUUUCACGACCACUACAUCAGCUUUCAUCACCAUCAUCCUCACCACUGACACCAGCACAGUUUUCCUGCUACCUCACUGAUCAAGGGGAGAAAUUCUAUCCUAUUGUACUGUAUUUACAAGUACACCAAGAGGAUAUGGCUGUGAUCCAAAGCUCAGUGAAGGCCAAGGAUCCAUUUUGAUGUCUGGAAAACCUUUUGGGGUUAUAAACCCAUGACCUCUUGCCAGUUCAGCUAUACAUAUCUAUGUUGUGUAGACUAAUUAAUGCCCCUUUUCUGUAUUGGAAAGGCUUGCAAAUUAUGUUACAAUGCUUCCUUACAAAUAUGUAUGCAAUUAACAACUGAUUUAGUAUAUUUUUUAUCUAAAUUUGUACAUCUGAAGUCCAGCUGGACAGCUUGUUGAAUGUAAGGUACUGCUCAGUAAAGAUUUGUGUGAUUA
Molecule: messenger RNA, 1987 nt
Organism: Micropterus dolomieu (smallmouth bass)
Lineage: Eukaryota; Metazoa; Chordata; Actinopteri; Centrarchiformes; Centrarchidae
Product: diacylglycerol O-acyltransferase 1-like
Exons: 18
Coding region: 209-1600 (463 amino acids)
Biological process (GO): triglyceride biosynthetic process
Cellular component (GO): endoplasmic reticulum membrane
Molecular function (GO): diacylglycerol O-acyltransferase activity
Source: RefSeq, a predicted model, not a curated record